Messenger RNA from Porites evermanni, 1323 nucleotides. The record is from the annotation of a GenBank genome assembly. Lineage: Eukaryota; Metazoa; Cnidaria; Anthozoa; Scleractinia; Poritidae.
AUGAAUGAUCCGCACGUGCCAUUGUGGAUAAUAUCAACCAAAGAAGGAACUGUUCUUUCAGCUCACUGUGCUGGGUGUAUGGCCGGGCUGGGAGAAUGCUGUUCUCAUAUCGCAAGUGUACUUUUUUAUAUUGAAGUGUGGACGAGAUUAAAUGGGAAGCUUGCCUGCACCCAAGUAAAAUGUACGUGGCUGUUGCCUACCACAGUUAAGCAAGUGGACUACGCGAGGAUAAAAGAAAUUAAUUUUUCUUCUGCAAAGAAACUAAAAGCCGACCUCGAUAAGUCCAUUGAAACGGUUGCUUUCCCUGUUGUUGAUUCAAGUCCACCAUCUCACACCUCCACACCUAAACGUCAAGAAGUGAAAAUGUCAUCAUCUCUAGAACCUUCUGCUGAAGAAAUGUAUGCUUUUUAUCACUCUUUGAGUGAAUGCAAAAUUAAACCAGUAUGUUUAAGUUUAAUUCACCCAUUUGCUGAUUCAUUUAUUUCAAGUACUAGAAACAUUAAGGCGGUGACAGACUUGUUUGAUCCCAAGUAUCUAGAUCUUUCAUAUACUGAUCUUCUAAAGGAGUGUAAUAAAGUACAAUUGAACCUAUCUGAUGAAGAUAUUAAGUCAAUCGAAAGGGAAACCGUGGAUCAGGCCAAAGGGAGUGCUUUUUUUAGACACAGGGCUGGAAGAGUAGGGGCUUCCAAAUGCCGUGCAGCCAGUCAUACAGAUCCUUCACAGCCCUCCCAGUCUCUGGUCAAAGCUAUUUGUUAUCCAGAUAUUUUUCGCUUUUCCACAGCAGCCACAAGAUAUGGAUGCAAACAUGAGGAUAUUGCCAUCGCAGAGUAUGAAAAAACAAUGCGAAAAACUCAUGCUAACUUUGUUAUAACUAAAUGUGGAACAAUUAUAAACAAGAAGUACCAAUUUUUACAUGCCACUCCAGAUUUUCUCUGUGAAUGUGAUUGCUGUGGACAGGGAUGUGGGGAAGUCAAGUGCCCCUACUGCAUUGAUGGAGUUGACUUUGACAGUUAUGUGCAAAAGAAAUCUUCCUGUUUGCAGAAAAAUGAAUCUUGUUUCCAACUCAAAAGAGAUCAUGACUAUUAUUACCAAGCACAACAACAAAUCCAUACAAGUGGGAGAGGAUAUUUAGAUUUUAUUGUGUGCGCCUCAGAUGGGCAAAAAACGAAAUUUUUCUUGGAAAGGCUUGCUCCAGACAUGAAACACUGGGAAACACAAAUUCCCAAACUAGAGACUUUCUGGAGAAUUUGCAUAUUACCAGAAAUAUUGGGAAGAUGGUAUACCCGAAAGAUGGAUUUAAAAGCCCAGCUUUCCCCAGAAGAA